UCAAUCUAGCGCUAACUCAAGUAUUUUUUUUUUUCCACAGAUAAGCUCCUUGCCAACGGAGUGGAAGUCGUACUGGAGAGUGAGUCUGUGUUUCCACGAGGUCGUUCAUACAGCAUCCAGGAACUCCUCUUCGUCGACUAUGAGAGGGUAGAGGAACUCCUCGCCCAGCACGGGGACCUCGAGACCGCCCCCCUCCUCGGAAGCCCUUGGCCCACCUCGCAGUUCCUCUCCCACCUCCUCGAGAGAGUCGAGCAGGACCCGAGGACGACCUUCUUCGCCGAGUAUCUCAACUACACUAACUUGGCUUACCUUCUGCCCGGCAGCGACGACAACCUGGACCCCCUCAAGUACACGGCCUUCGUGCCCAGCAACAACGCCCUCGCGGGCAUGCUCUACGCCGAUGCCCCAGACCCCUUCCAGCUCGACGUCGUCCUCAGGGACAACCUCAUCCUCAACCACCUGGUUCAAGGACGACUGUACGAGGACGACCUCCAGGAUGGCCUCACACUCUCCAACUUGGCGAACAACACUUUCACCGUCUCGAGGAAUCCUGACGGGACAAUACAAGUCGACAACGCAACGGUCAUAGAGUCACAAGUCUUCAUCUACAACCUUGGCAUCGUGUACCUUAUCGACGGGGUUGUGGGAAUCACCGACCAGGAUGUUGUGAGAUCGAUCAACAAGUUCCCGGAUCUGAUCUUGGAGGAACCGACUGAGGAGAGCUCCCCCAGCCCCGACGACCCCAUCGACGACCUCUUCGCCUUCACGACCGACCUGGCCUCCAGCCCCCCCUCCCCCCCGACGACCCCCCGACCCUUCCGUACCCGCUUCACACCCGCCCCUACCUCCUCCCGCCGUCCCUCCACCCCCCGCCCCAACAGGCCCACGACCCCCACCCACCACGACCCCCACCACGACCACCACGACCCCCACACCACCACCACGACCCCGAGACCCACGCCGACGACCCCCAAGAUCCGCUUCGAGACCAGGACUGAAAUUAGCAUAUCACGAAGGGUCAACGACGGGCAGGCCGAGCCCGUGCCAGUGAGCGAAAGUUGAUGGCAUUCAUUCUCCUUCAGGGAAUAGACAUAUAUAUAUAUAUAUAUAUUUUCUGGUACUGAUACUAUGUUAUUUGUAUAAAUUAAAAUGUUGAGUCCUAAACAAGGAAAGGAAAUGAAAUGGAUUUAAAAUCAAAGACGAGACUAAAGUGUGGGUGUGGAUAGCCCCCCUCCCCCCCUUUUCAAAAAAAUGGGGGGGGGGAUAAGGACUUUUUUUUAAUCUGUGGGUAUAUAUGUAUUUUUUUUUCUUCGUAAGACCUCAACUUUUAGUAAAUGCCUAUUCCAUAUUUUGUGUGUAUUUUUUUGGCGUGUCUGAGAGCAUAAUAGUAGUUUUUUUUCUGAGUGUGAAAGUACAACCUUUUUUUAAAAAUUUCUGUUCACUUUGUAAUGUGUGAGAAUGUUUGUCAGUUGUCCCGAGCAUUGGUCAUAAAAUUAAACCCAAGUCUAUUUAAAAUGCUCUGAAUAUGAAAGAAUUCUAAUGUUCAAAUGUGAUAUAUCAGUUAUUCACAGAUAUGCAAGGCUUUCACUCUGUUUUUUGUAUUUUGUAUAUUCUAUAUGUGCAUCAUUUUUUAUAAUCUUGUGAGUGUUUUGUCAAGGUUUACAAUAUCUACAUCAGUUUAGUGAUGAUUUUGAGUGUGUUAUUGACUUAUAUUCUUACAAGUAAAUAAUACCAUGUGUA
Messenger RNA from Penaeus vannamei (Pacific white shrimp), 1740 nucleotides. Lineage: Eukaryota; Metazoa; Arthropoda; Malacostraca; Decapoda; Penaeidae. The record is from RefSeq and is a predicted model, not a curated record.